Messenger RNA from Penicillium oxalicum, 372 nucleotides. RefSeq lists its product as uncharacterized. The coding region runs from base 1 to 372 and encodes 123 amino acids. Gene Ontology annotation, molecular function: hydrolase activity. The transcript has a single exon. Lineage: Eukaryota; Fungi; Ascomycota; Eurotiomycetes; Eurotiales; Aspergillaceae. The record is from RefSeq and is a predicted model, not a curated record.
AUGGCAGAUCGACAGCAACCUAUCAAGACACUAUUCCUUGUGAUUUCCGACAUGCAUGGCCUCAAGAAGCUUGCGAGAGAUACCUUGAAUCAUUCUGUAGACGUCGUUAUCCUCUGUGGAGAUCUAAGCACAGAUUCCGAAUUUGAGGAAUAUAAAGCCUCCAUUAGCUUCCUCCGUACCAUCAACGCACCGCUGAAAAUUGCAAUAGCUGGGAAUCACGACUUCACGAUGGAUAUUGCUACCUUCCGAAGAAAAGUGGCUUAUGUCAAACCGCCAUUGAACCCUUCCCUGGUCCAACAGGUGUAUGGCUACGGAGGCGAGGCGAGAAAUCUAUUUGACAGACAAGCUGGAAAUACUUUUCUGAACGAAUGA